This is a messenger RNA of Thrips palmi, 2178 nucleotides long. Its product is annotated as zinc finger protein OZF-like. The transcript is spliced from 3 exons. Gene Ontology annotation, biological process: central nervous system development; regulation of transcription by RNA polymerase II. NCBI's taxonomy places the organism in Eukaryota, Metazoa, Arthropoda, Insecta, Thysanoptera, Thripidae. The record is from RefSeq and is a predicted model, not a curated record. Gene Ontology annotation, cellular component: nucleus. Gene Ontology annotation, molecular function: DNA-binding transcription factor activity, RNA polymerase II-specific; RNA polymerase II cis-regulatory region sequence-specific DNA binding. Bases 207 to 1820 code for a protein of 537 amino acids.
ACGGAGUGCGCUGUGUGCUGAGCACACUGUUGAGUUUGCAGAGCGGCUUUUGUUCUUCUUGACAUCUGUCCCAGCACUUCUCCGAAGUACUCGAUUGCGUAGCUUUUAUUAGUGUGUACUCUUGCUCCUAAUUGGUCGACGCGAAAUAGAAUCUGUCCUCAAACUGAAGUUAGAAUUACGAGAGCGGUCCAUCGGAGGUUGAGCGCAUGCGCUACUGUCAACCCGGCUUUGCUUCGCAUGCAACUGCGUGGAGAUCCCAGCGUGGUGAGCAAGAGCACCAACCAGCGCAGGAGCGUCAAGGAACGAACCAACAGCGGGCACGAGACUCUACAGGAGGACCGGAUCCAUCGAGGAGGGAACACUCGGACGACGCACCCAUCGGAAGCUGCCAAUCUUCAACUACAAACUUCUCAGCGAGUGACUUCCAACGCGCGAGACACGAAAUCAACAUCAUGGUGGAGAAUUCUUCGGAGUACUACGACAGCAACAAGAAGACCACUACAAAAUCGACCGUGUCAAGUGAUCGUCGAGUUCAUCAUAUGGAUAGGCUAUUCGAGUGCACAGUUUGCAAAAGGAAGUUCACUCAACGAUAUCACCUAAAUAGACACAUCAGAAUUCAUACAGGGGAGAAACCUUUCGAGUGCCCAGUUUGCAAUAAAAAGUUCAGUAGGUCUGAAGGUCUCCAAACUCAUAUUACUACCCACAAAGAGGAGAAGCCUUUUGAGUGCUCAGUAUGCAACAAGAAGUUUAGUUGUACACAAGGUCUCCGAAAACAUUGCAACACCCAUUUAGAGAAGAAGCCUUACGAGUGCACAGUUUGCAACAAGACGUUCAGUCAAGCUUUUAAUCUUCGAACUCAUCUGACAACUCAUACAGGGGAGAAACCUUUCCAGUGCACAGUUUGCAAAGAGGCUUACAGUCACGCUGGUCAUCUUCGAUCUCAUCUAAGAACCCAUACAGGGGAGAAGCCUUACGAGUGCAUAGUUUGCAACAAGACGUUCAAUCAAGGUAGUAACCUUCGAUCUCAUCUGAGAACCCACACAGGGGAGAAGCCUUACGAGUGCGCAGUUUGCAACAAGACGUACAGUCAUGCUGGUUAUCUUCGAAUUCAUCUUAGAACUCAUACAGGAGAGAAGCCAUUCGAGUGCACCGUUUGCAAGAAAAGGUUCAAUGAAACUGGUACGCUCCGAAUUCAUCUUAGAACUCAUACAGGGGAGAAGCCAUUCGAAUGUACCGUUUGCAAUAAAAGGUUCAAUAAAACUGGUACGCUCCGAAUUCAUCUUAGAACUCAUACAGGAGAGAAGCCAUUCGAGUGUACCGUUUGCAAUAAAAGGUUCAGUGGAACUGGUACACUCCGAACUCAUCUUAGAACCCACACGGGAGAGAAGCCUUACGAGUGCACAGUUUGCAACAAGACGUUCAGACAAGCUCGUGAUCUCCGAAUUCAUCUUAGAACCCAUACGGGAGAGAGGCCUUACGAGUGUAGAGUUUGCAACAAGACGUUCCAUCAAGCUCAUGAACUCCGAAUUCAUCUUAGAACCCACACAGGAGAGAGGCCUUUCGAGUGUAUGGUUUGCAAUAAGAAGUUUGGUCGAAGAGACAAUCUUAGAACUCAUCUUAAAACCCAUACAGGAGAGAAGCCUUACGAGUGUACAGUUUGCAACAAGACGUUCAGUCGAGCUGGUAAACUCCGAAUUCAUCUCAGAACCCACACGGGAGAGAGGCCUUUCGAGUGUACAGUGUGCAAAAAGAAGUUUAGUCGAGGAGACAAACUUAAAACUCAUCUGAAAACCCACACAUCUGAGACAAAAGAAUUGUAAUGAAGCAUAUGUCCUUUCUUAACAUCUCUGAACUAACUGUGGCUGUUUCAUCCACAGUAAAGAGAAAGAAUUCAAGCUGAGAAAACUUUGAACCUGGUUGACAAGCUUCUUGGCAGAGAGACUGUCGACAAGUGCUUUGUUCCUGAUUUACAGUGUAUUAGUUUUAAAUUCCAGUGGCGUUAAAUGGCACCUUAUCUCUUUAUUGGCAUCAUUUCAUAAUGUUCAUCUAUUUAGGUGUUUGGUUUGUUGUACUUUGGUUUGUUGACUUCGCGUGUCACGUUUGACCAGGCGCUUGCCUUGUAUAUUGCCCACUGUUUCUUUGAUUGCCUGAAUGAGUAUUAAAAAUGAUUUAACAGCA